Bemisia tabaci is the source of this 2238-nucleotide messenger RNA. RefSeq names its product Nop56 ribonucleoprotein (gene Nop56). The record is from RefSeq and is a predicted model, not a curated record. NCBI's taxonomy places the organism in Eukaryota, Metazoa, Arthropoda, Insecta, Hemiptera, Aleyrodidae. Gene Ontology annotation, molecular function: snoRNA binding. Gene Ontology annotation, cellular component: small-subunit processome; box C/D methylation guide snoRNP complex.
GCCUCGUGAAGUAAUUGCGAGGCGAUGUUUGUAAUUGUUAUUUUCUUAUUUUCAUUCAAUGUUCCGAAGUAAAAAUGAUUAAAAUUUGAUUAAAUAGCCUUAAAUUUCUAACAGAUUGCCCGCAGUGUCCGCUGUGAACUCCCUGGACAGAUUCUGAUAUUAGGUUCAAGUGAUCCCCCAUGUGCACGGAAUAGGCAUUCACGUGGUCGUUAAUCAUGUCUCUCAAGUAUGUUCUAUUUGAACAUGCUGCCGGUUAUGGCUUAUUCAAAAUCAAGGAGUUUGAAGAAAUUGGAGCAUUGCUACCUCAAGUUGAAGAAUCGGUGACGGAUCUCAGUCGGUUCAAUCAAAUCGUCUCACUUGUCACUUUCUCUCCCUUCAAAACUGCUGUGACAGCCCUCUCAAACAUUAAUAGCAUCUCUGAAGGUGUCCUUCCCGAGGAUUUGCAAACUUUCCUAGAAUUUCAGUUUCCUAAGGCAAGUAAGAGGCCGAAAGUAAACCUUGGAGUCAGUGAUGCCAAGCUAGGUGCUGCUAUCACUGAAGCAACUAACAUUACUUGCUCAGUAACUGGCGCUGUCCCAGAAAUUUUGAGAGGAAUCCGUUUGCAUUUUCCGAAAUUAGUGAAAGGUUUCACGGAUCAAACAUCUGGCGUUGCUCAGCUAGGUUUGGGUCAUAGUUAUUCCAGAGCCAAGGUUAAGUUCAAUGUUAAUCGAGUAGAUAACAUGAUUAUCCAAAGUAUUGCAUUGUUAGAUCAGUUGGACAAAGACAUCAAUACUUUUGCCAUGAGGAUAAGAGAAUGGUACUCCUACCAUUUCCCAGAACUCAUCAAGAUAGUGCCAGACAACUACCUUUAUGCUCGUGUCACAAAGUUCAUCAAAAACCGUAAAGAGUUGACGGAGGAGAAACUUCCAGAACUUGAAGAAAUAGUCAUGGACUCAGGGAAAGCGCAAGCCAUCUUAGAAGCUGCUAGGCAUUCAAUGGGUAUGGAUAUCUCGCCUGUAGAUCUUAUAAAUAUUGAAACUUUUGCAAGCCGAGUAACAGCACUUUCUGACUACCGGAAGAACCUUCACACUUACCUCAACAACAAAAUGUCCAAUAUUGCACCUAAUCUGAGCACACUAAUCGGUGAACAAGUCGGUGCUCGUCUGAUUUCUCAUGCAGGUUCCUUGACCAAUCUUGCCAAGUACCCUGCUUCAACAGUUCAAAUUCUUGGUGCUGAAAAAGCUCUCUUCAGAGCAUUGAAGACUAAAAGUAACACGCCUAAGUAUGGUUUACUUUUCCAUUCAUCAUUUAUUGGACGUGCUGGGACAGCUAAUAAAGGAAGGAUCUCAAGAUUCUUGGCCAACAAGUGUGCUAUUGCAUCACGAUUGGAUUCCUUUUCUGAUACACCUUCCAACAUAUUCGGAGAAAAACUCAAGCAGCAAGUGGAAGACCGACUCAAAUUUUACGAGACUGGUGAAAAGCCGCCUAAAAAUGUUGAUGUUAUGAAAGAAGCUGUCGAAGAAUUUAAAACUUUCCAAGAGAAUCAAGAAUCCGAAACCCCAAAAAAGAAGAAGAAAAAAGACAAAAAACGAAAAUCAGAACAAGUGGUUGAAGCUGUCGAAACGAAUGGAACAAAUAACGAUGAAGAAACUGCUGAGCCACCCAAAAAGAAGAAAAAGAAGAAGAAGGGAGAAAUGAAUGGAACCGCAGAUGAAAGUGUUAACUUUAUGCAAAAUGACGAAGAAAUGACAAAUGGGGAGGAAGCUAGUAGCCCUGCCAAGAAGAAGAAGAAAAAGAAUAAGCAAGGAUCAGUUGCUGUAGAAGAGAAUGAAGAAAAUGAAGUUGUUGAGGCUGCAUCCCCGAAGAAGAAAAAGAAGAAGAAGAAGAGUGCAGGCCUUGAAGAUGUAAUGAGCUGAUGUGCUAGUUGCAAAAUCAUACAUUGAAAACUUGGCAAACACGGAUUCCAGCAAACAAAAACCACUGACCGAACGGGAAAAAUUAAUGAAACACUUGGAGCUUGUUCAAUCCACCAUCAGCGAGAAGAAGAAAAAAAAAGUGUGAACUCAUGAAAAGAAAUGAUGUUCUUAAUUAAGUUUUUUAGUAGUUAGACUUUCCUUGUCCCCCUCAGUUUCUCAUUUUUUCCAUUUCAUUGAUAAUAUGUAUAAGCAUACAUACAAGCAUUUUUCAGAAGUAACUUUUCUGUGUUUUUCGAGAGAAACUGUUGAAUUGUACAAUUAUAUUUUAUUUCUUAUCUAAUAA